AUGAUAAUAUUCCAAGUAUUCGAAGUUGUUUAUGAAGUUGGUCGUGCUGUACGACGCCAUUUCUAUCCUAUUGAGUACAAAGCUGUGAUAUUUGACUUGGAUCAAGUGGUGAUAAGGGUGGAUGAACAUGACGAGCUGGUCGACCUCAUGAAAUUAGGUCGGUUUAUAUUGUUAUUGGGAAAAACAUGAAAAAUAUGGUGUUUUUGGGGGAAAAACAAGGGGGUUUUGGGAAGGACAUAAGGAUUUUAGGGUAGGGUAUAUAUACAUGAGAGUAGGUUUGGGUGUAGUAAGAGGGCAGGGUAUUAUAGAAGGUAAAAGAGUAAGGCUAGGGCUCUUUUUUCAAAUUUAAAAUUUUGGGUGCGAAAUAAUUUUUAAAUUCUGCCAAAGCUUUUUGAAACUUGUAAUUUAUUCGAAAAGAAAGGUUUUUUACUUUACUCAACUGCCUUAAUGCCUUUGUUUCACGUCCGUCUGAAUUGUAAAUAAAGUUUCUUCCGGUUCUUAGCGAGAAUGUCUGAUAGUGCGAGAGAAUCGGAUUUUCUGACAUAUUUAACAUUAACCCUAGCUUUAGCGAUUAAAAAUGGUCAAUAUUUUUUGAAUUUCAAAUAUAAAAUACGAUUGGGCAAGGAGUACUUUUUAGAAUUUUUUUGGGUUUUAUAGAGGCAUGGUCUUUUUUAAUAAAUAGGGUAGAGUAACUUAACAUGAAAAUAGAUUUUUAGGGGCAGUGUAGGAGCGGAUAGUAAAGCUAAACAUAGACAUUUUUCAUGAGUAGGGCUGGGCUGGGUAUUUAAACCAAGGCAUUUUUUUCAUAGGCAGGAUAAGGCAGCUCAACAUAGACAUGGCCAUUUUCAAUGGAUAGGGUAGGAUAGCUAAACAUAAGCAUGCUCUUUUCAUAGAUAGGGUAGGAUAGUGUAGGAUAGGGUAGGGUAUGGUAGGGUAGGGUACGGUAGCGAAACCUAGGCACACAUUAAUUUUUACGGGCAGGGUAGCUAAAAAUAGUAGCAAUCCGUUUUCAUUUCUGAAAAAAGUGAAAAAAAAACUUUUUUUUAACAUGAGAAACCCCGUCUGUAACAACAUUUGGUGACGUCAGCUCAGAUUUCAGUUCAAAUAAACAAGAUUUUGGGGAUUUUCUAUUUUUAGUCGUGUUAAUUGAGCUUUUUCUUUGGACUCCCUUCCUUGCCUAUAUGGCUUUAGGCUCGUCAUGCUGUCAUAAUUUAGUUAUUUAUUUACCGAAAAGGGACAAGCGAUAAUGGACUUUAAAAGCAUUGUACUUUCUAAUUCAAAAAUUUUAAAUUUAAAAAAUUUUCAAAAAAAAAUCUUUAAAUUUUGUAUUAUAAAAACCAUUUUUAAGCCUAAAGUUUCUGAAAUGCUAUUUAGAAGCUAUAGCCUACCUAGAAGCUGUUGUUAGUCAUAAUUUGCGAUGCUAAGCCAAGAAGUCUUAUAAUUGUGGUAAAUUUCCGGCUGUGUGCAGAAUAGAAAACAAAACCUCGAGUAUUACUUUUAUUUUUAGCAAAUUGCAUCUUGUUUUCUUGGUACUGCGCUUGAGAAAACAAGGAUUUAAAAUUUGAUUGGGAAGAGUUAAAGGUUAGAAAUGGCAAUUUUUUAAAAAUUUUAGGUUAUAAGGAGGAUAGAGUAAAGCACAACAAGAAAGAGGAAGGCGUGGUAGGUAGAACAUGAUAGAGUAAGGAAUGGUAGAGCAGGAUAUGGUAGGGCUAGGCAUGGUAAGGCAGGGCAUGGUAGGGCAAGGUAUGGUGGGACAGGGCAUGGUAUUAAAAGGCAUGGUAGAGCAGGUGUAUACGAGUACGAGGGCUAGGGUUAGGGCUAGAGCUAAGGCUAAGGCUAAGGCUAAGGCUAAGGCUAAGACUAAGGCUAAGGCUAAGGCUAAGGUUAAGCCUAAAGCUAAGGCUAAAGCUAAAACUAAGGCUUGUCGCUUCUUGCUGUAAUCCUUCUCUCUAUCUUGCGGCCAAGAACAAUAGAGCUUGGCCAUUAACCUCUUAACCCUAAUACCUUCCUUAUUAACUACUGCCAUUUUCAGUGUCACGAGACCAAUAUUUGUCGCGGAUUCACGUGGAUUAUGAGUUGGGUCGGCUAUCAUUCGCUACCUUCUUUAAUUCCCUCAAGGCCUAUUUCCCGGGCAAAACCAAGAAUUUGACGGCCGAACAAGUGCGUCAAAAAACACUCGGCCGCCGGGUAAGGCAUUUGAUUAGUGACACAACGAGGAGUGACUAAUCUCGUUAGUAGUCUAAUUAGUAAACUUUUUUGGUUUUUCGAAAAGUUUGUGGAAAGAAAUGGCUAAAUUUAGAAAAAUAAGGUUUUUAAGCUUUAAUUUUGAAAAAAAAUUGAAUUUUUUUAUUUUUCAUAAGUAAAUUAAGAGGAAAUAAAAAAUUCAUUUUUGCUGUCAAUUUUGCUUUUAAAUGCAUAUUACACAUGUUUUCUUAAAGAUAUUACCUUUCGAAAUGACAAAGAAAAUUGAACCAAUCCUAAUUUGAUGCACUUUAGAAAAUUAACAAGGAAAGUACCCAACCUGUUCCACUCAGAAUCAGAUCAAAAUUUUUGUAUAAUUUCUUUGUACCACCAAUAGUACUUAUAAAAAAUUUUAGCUAGCGCUUUUGAGAUUUAAAUUUUAAAUAUUUGAGUUUCUCCACCAAUUUGGCAAGUUUGGCAUUGUGUUGCAAGCACUUUAUUCGACUUAUCCGACGAGCUACGCUCAUAAAUUUAAAAAUAUAGGUUUAUUUAAAGCUUUUCUACUAGUAUAUUAAAGAAAAAUGCUUUAAAGUCCCUUAUUUUUCAAUUUCAAGAAAAUUUGGCGAAUUUGGCAUUGUGUUUCAUGCACUGUUUUUCGACUUUUCAAACAAGCUUAGCUUAGAAAUUUAAAAAUAUAGGUUAAUUUAAAGGUUUUCUACUAGCAUAUUAAAGAAAAAUGCUUUGAAGUCAAAAAAUUGCAAAGCUAUAAGCUUGGAACACAAUUCUAGUUUGGCGGGAAAUUCAAAACGUAAUUUUUUGAUCUUGUUUUUCUCGGCAGUUUCUGGGAAGUGCGCUUUAGUAGUUUACUGAAGAUAUUAUGUUUACAUGAUUUUUCUAUAUAAAAAGUUUGAAGUCAAUCAGAGCCGGGCAGGUAGGACACUUUCUUUUAUACGUUUUUUAAAAAAAUUUGAAAAAAAAUUAAUUUUUUAACUUCUAGGACCCAAAAAUGUCGGUGUUAAUUGAAAAGCUUCGCGAAAACGGCUUCAAACUGGGUAUGUUGACCAACAUUGGCUUCCGCGAUGAAACAAAAGACAGGACGGACACACCGUCGGAAGCUUCCGACCAAUUCGACGUAAUUGUAGAGAGUUGCCGGGAAGGAAUUCGAAAACCCAACCAUAGGGUUUAUGAGGUAAAAUACGCCUUUUUUUGCUAAAACGAAAAAUUUUAAAAUUUUAAAAAAUGUAAGAAAAGGGCAAGUUCUAGCCCGAUGCUUUAUCCCAAUGCUUUAUCCUAAUGCUAUAUCUUAGAACCCUAGCCCAGAGCCCUAGCCCAAAACCCUAGCCCAGAGCCUGAGUCUAAAGCCUUAGCCCAGAGCCCUAGCUCAGAGCCCGAGCCCAGAGCCCAAAGCCCUAGCCUAGAGCGUUCGCUUAGAUUUCUAGGCCACGGCUUUAGCCUAAAGCUCUAGACAGCUCGAGCAAGCCCAGAGCCCUAGCCCAGAGCCCUAGUUCUAGCUUUAGCUCUAUUUCUAGGCCUUGCCUUAGCUCUAGCUUUAGCUGUACCUCUAGCUCAAACCAUAGUUGCAACUUUAGCUCUAGCCUUCUAUCUUUUACUUUAACCGUAUCCCUUACUUUAUUUUCAGCUCUAGCAUACAGUCGUAUGUUUAUCUCUAGCCUUAACCUUAGCUCUAGUUUUAGUCGUAGUCAUAGCUUUAACUCGAAACUAAUCUCUAGCCUUUACUGUUUAAAAUACAAUGCCCCUGUUAGUCACUUUUAAAGUAAUAUCUUAUCGUUUCAGAUAACAGCCUUUCGACUAGGAGUGUUCUCUCAUGAAUGUAUAUACAUCGAUGAUUUGAUGAGGAAUUGUCGUGGCGCAGAACUUGUAGGUAUGAAGUCGUUUCAUCUGAACAAUGGUAAUGUCAGUCGACUGGUCGAAGAGAUUCAGAGGUUUUUAGGUAUCUCUCUUUCAUAG
Molecule: messenger RNA, 4149 nt
Organism: Bursaphelenchus okinawaensis
Lineage: Eukaryota; Metazoa; Nematoda; Chromadorea; Rhabditida; Aphelenchoididae
Source: the annotation of a GenBank genome assembly